Nerophis ophidion (straightnose pipefish) is the source of this 2876-nucleotide messenger RNA. It is a transcript of the gene zdbf2, whose product is annotated as zinc finger, DBF-type containing 2. Gene Ontology annotation, molecular function: zinc ion binding; nucleic acid binding. The transcript has 8 exons. The record is from RefSeq and is a predicted model, not a curated record. Bases 195 to 2297 code for a protein of 700 amino acids. Lineage: Eukaryota; Metazoa; Chordata; Actinopteri; Syngnathiformes; Syngnathidae.
AAUGCAAAACUUGUUUGGGUCCCUAUUAAAAGGUUCAUUUUUUCAACCUUGGCCUGCGGUUUUUGUUAAGUCUUAAAUUUUGGCCCACUCUGUAUUUGAGUUUGACACCCCUGGUCCAGAUGAUCAAUUGAGGAAAAUGACCAAAAUUGCCGUUAUGACCGUUCCUGUUGUGUGAAUGUCAACAGUUGCACAGGAUGUGGGCGGAGUCUCAGCAAGGGCCGUCCAGAUGCCCCCCCUGCAAACAAGGAUACUGCACCUACUGCCAAGUCCUUUACAGCGACCUGGAUCAGCAUCUAUCCAGUCUCAGACACCUGGAUUGUGUUGGAGCGUCCUCCAGGGCGUCUCGCAGUAUUUCCUUCUCUGACAGCCGCUCCGGCAGUGAGACUCUACUGGAACGUUUCCUGCAGGAUGUCUUGUUGCACCACCCACACUGCUACAACGAUACCAGGCCAUCAGAUGCAGACCUUCCGUCAGUCUCCAACCCUCUUUUGCCAAGGGAGGUGUUCGAUGAAGUGUGUUUGUCUGAUGACGACAGCUGGACGUUGGGUACCCGGGAGCACCUGCCCAGCUCAGACAAUGUGUCUGAUCACAUGACUAAUCCAGAAAAAGAUCCUGGUCCUAGUAGCCUGUUAGAGAAAAGAGGGCACAGACAUUCUUCACCAGCACAAGAGCAGAAUUACGCAAUGAGCGUUACCUCAGGGCAUACACAUCCGUCUAAACAUCAGGCUAAGCCACCUGUGCACCGGAAGGCACACAGGAAAACUGACAGGAGGAAAAACCCUUCACCCAAGGAUGCAGAUGCAGGUACAUGGUCCCUCUCUGUCCCUGUGCCACAGCAUUGGCAAAGCUGGCAGAAGCAACAGUUGGCAGCUAACAGUGUGCCUCUGCACACUGACCUUCUGGACCAAACUAUUGAAGAGGUGAUCCAAACAUACUGUCAUGGAGACUGUUUGAUCACCUGUCCUCAAGAGGAGACGGAGAGCUUUCACAUUAGUCCGCCUCAGUCUCUUCAAACACACUCGGACUGGGACUCACCUGUACAGAUGCAGUCCCAUGUCCAGACGCAGGUGAGGGACUUCAGCCAUCUGACUGAUGUCCAGGUAGACCUGACAGACCAGUUGUACUCCCACCAGCUCGACUCCGUCCUCCGCAGUGAACAACGUGCGGCCCAAGUAUUUUGUGGUGUACCAGGAGAAGAAACGAUACCACAGCAUUUGCCCGAAUCCUUCAGAGGGAAGACAUGGACCCAGAUUGAAGCGGAAGAUGAGAAGAAGGUGGACGAGCUGGUCCUGCAGUUCAGACAAGGUCGUUUUGUCUGCUGCUUCGACAGCGAGUCACUAGCAAGGGUUGGCACCGGACGCAAACACAGGAGUAGGCGUGGUCAUACGGAAGCAGUGUCAAACAUGGUUUUCCUUCCUCUGCUGAACACCGAUGAGGAGGAAGUCAGAAAGAGGCGGUGCUUUCGGAUGGCGUCCAGGUGUCAAGUGGUCAAAGUGAGUCACAGCACUCAGACCAUUCACUUUGUUGUCCCCACUGUCAAUCAACCAGCCACGCAGGCCACUCCCAAAUCAGUGCCUCUCCUUGGAGCAGAAAGAACUCCUGAGGUGCAAUGUAAGCGUCUUCCGCCUUCGUACUCCCCCAUCAUCACGCCUCUGCAGGCGAGUACCUCCCUGGUCCACCUUCUCUGUUCUCCGACAUUUCCCGCCCCCCUCCACACAUCUGCUGCAGGGUCCGCCCCUAAACGCAGCAGGAGAAGGCAGCGUCCACUAGACUUUCAGAGCUCGAAUGUCAAAUAUAAACCUUUUCCAGUGUGCUUCUAUGAUCACCGUAGCAAUCGAAUCAUAAAGAACCCUCCCAAAGGUUUUGUUGGAACUAAAAGUUCCCCCCUCUCUGGGCCCUUGCCGUCAUGUGUUCGUCAGCUGUUCCGAAGUCUGAGCCCGGACCUGAACGCUGAGAGAUUGUCACGGGAAGUUGAAUCUUCCAGGGCCAAAAGUCACAGGUUAUUAGAUACCACCUCCUCCAUCAGCGGUCGUGUUGCCAUGAGCACGCUCAGUACGGACUCAGCACAGACCCUUAAACGCAAAACAGUUAAGAGGCAAGCCAUGGCGGCCACACUUGUGAAUCCCGGCAGGUCAAAGCGGGAAAAAAUGGCUAUGGAACAAAGGCCAAGACUCCCCAAGAAGAGUAUCCGAAUUCAGAAGAGAACACGUGGUCUCCAUCACAUGUCCUCAACACAGCCACACCUCCGACGAGGACGGUCUCAGAGAGGGAGGGGCUGUGACAAGACUGCUAAGUAGCACAGCUGACAUCAAAAAUGUGUCUGGGUUAAUACUUUAAAUCAGGGGUAGGGAACCUAUGGCUUUAGAGCCAGAUGUGGCUCUUUUGAUGACUGCACCUGGCUCUCAGAUAAAUCACGGUAAGUAAUGAAUAAUUCCGCUGGUAAUCACAGUGUCAAAAAUAACGUUCAAAAUAUAAAACAUUCUCAUGCAUUUUAUCCAUCCAUCCAGUUUCUCUCACACCAGUUCAACAAGUCGCAUUAAUGGUAAGAAGUAUUUUAUUUAUUGUUGGUUAGCUUCAGAAUAACAAUUUUGUUAAAAAUAAUAAGAUACUUAUUAUACUCUAAAAAUGUUGAUCUUACUGAAAAAUGCACUCAUUGUUGUAUUCAGUCUUAAAAAUUGUUUUAUAUGGCUUGUAUGGCUCUCUCAGCCAAAAAGGUUCCCGACCCCUGCUUUAAAUGAUUCUCUGGUCUUGCAUCACACAUUUACUCCACUUAAGUCAGGUGUGGCCAGAGUCCAUCCAGCUUAUACACGGCAUAUUCUUCAUAUUUAUACUGUAUUUUAAAUACUAAAUUAAAAAGGGCCUAUCAUCACAACUGA